UGCAUGUGGAAACGUAUCUGGAACGCAUCUGGACUGCAUUUCUAUAGUGGGAACCGGCCCUUAUUGUGCACAGCUGGCUGUCCUGCUGUCUUAAUCCUUAUACACAGGGGCGGAGUGACCAUUCGAGCACUCGGGCACUGCCCGAGGGCCCAAGGUCAGUAGAGGGCCCCAUGAAAUGCCCCUGUUACCUUUUUAUAGGGUUUUUUGGGUGUGCUUUGAGUUUGGGCAAAGACACAGGGGCCCCAUGGUCCCCUAUUGCCUGGGGGCCCGGGGUCAGUAGGGGGCCGGAUGAGAUGCCCCUGGUACCUUUCAUAGGCUUUUUUGGGUGUGGUUUGAGUGUGGACAAGGACACAGGGGCCCCAUGAUUUCCUAUUGCC
This is a messenger RNA of Staurois parvus, 377 nucleotides long. Lineage: Eukaryota; Metazoa; Chordata; Amphibia; Anura; Ranidae. The record is from the annotation of a GenBank genome assembly.